Molecule: messenger RNA, 2296 nt
Organism: Gadus chalcogrammus (walleye pollock)
Lineage: Eukaryota; Metazoa; Chordata; Actinopteri; Gadiformes; Gadidae
Gene: prkn
Product: parkin RBR E3 ubiquitin protein ligase
Exons: 12
Coding region: 179-1546 (455 amino acids)
Biological process (GO): protein polyubiquitination; positive regulation of proteasomal ubiquitin-dependent protein catabolic process; regulation of cellular response to oxidative stress
Cellular component (GO): mitochondrion; cytoplasm; Golgi apparatus
Molecular function (GO): ubiquitin conjugating enzyme binding; zinc ion binding; polyubiquitin modification-dependent protein binding
Source: RefSeq, a predicted model, not a curated record
GAUCAGGUGGACACCAUGUGGACUACAUCUCCCACAAUGCCCGGCUCGUUGUCACCGUAUGGACUACAUCUCCCACAAUGCCCGGCUCGACGUCACCGUAUGGACUACAACCGCGGUGUCUCCGUCUGACCAUGGUCUGACCCGCACAUGAAGGACGGCGACCCGGCUGACGCCCGCAAUGCUGGUCUUCGUUCGUUUUAACUCGGGUCCGGGCGUGGCGGUGGAGGUGGACGCGGGCUCCAGUGUGGGCGAGCUGAAGGCGCUGGUGGCCCAGCAGCAGGGGCUCCCCACUGCUGGGCCUCUGAGGCUGCUGUUCGCUGGCCGCGAGCUCCAGGACGGGGACACCCUGCAGGCCUCUGACCUACCGGAACAGAGCACCGUCCACGUGGUGCUGCCACGCCCACACGCUGGGCUCCGCCUCCAGGAGAAGGGGGCGGGACAGAGACUGACCAGGCUGGACCUCCACGCCGACCGCUCUGGCCUGGCCGUCGCCUUGGAAACCAGCCCUGCCAGUCCCAGCCCGGCGGAGGACGGAGAGGAGGGGGGAGGAGCAGAAUGCCAGACCAAUGGUUACAGGACGUUCUACGUGUUCUGUAAGAGCGUGUGUGGCGCCGUCCGACCGGGCAAGCUGCGGGUUCGCUGUGGAGCGUGUAGACAGAGCACUCUGACGCUCAGCCGGGGUCCAUCAUGCUGGGAUGACGUGCUGCUCCCAGGCCGUAUCCAUGGCGUCUGUCAGUCGGAGGGCUGCCCCGGCACCGUGGCGGAGUUCUACCUGAAGUGUGCUCUUCAUCCUACGGCUGAGGAAGACGUGUCAGUGGCUCUGCCCCUCUUCAUCACCAACCACAGGGAGGUGGCCUGCAUCGCCUGCACCGACGUGCUGAGUCCGGUCCUGGUGUUCCAGUGUGCUGACCGUCAUGUCAUCUGCCUGGAGUGUUUCCGUGGUUACUGCCUCACCAGACUGAACGACAGACAGUUCAUCCACCAUCCCUUGAUUGGCUACUCACUGCCAUGUGCAGCUGGGUGUCCAGACUCUCUUAUUAAGGAGCUUCAUCAUUUCAGAGUCCUCGGGAAUGAGCAGUAUAUGCGUUACCAUGGAUACGGAGCAGAGGAGUGUCUGCUGCAGAUGGGCGGGGUCUUGUGUCCGAGGGCAGGCUGUGGGGCGGGGCUUAUCCCUCAAGCCCCGCCCACCCAGAGAGUGGAGUGCGAGAAGAUCAACGGCCUGGGCUGUGGGCUUGUUUUCUGUCGGGACUGUAAGGAAGAGUACCAUGAAGGGGAGUGUCAUGUGGCAGCUUCCUGCUCUGGGGACGCAGCUACGCAGUGUUUUGUGGUGGACGAGGGCGCCCUCCAGAGGAGCCGGUGGGAACUGGCGUCUCGCGACACCAUCAGAGAGACCACCAAACCCUGUCCUCAGUGCGGAGUCCCAGUGGAGAAGAGCGGAGGUUGUAUGCACAUGGUGUGUCCGAGGACGCAGUGUUCCAGUGAGUGGUGCUGGAUCUGCUCUGUGCCCUGGAACAGAGACUGCAUGGCCAACCAUUGGUUUGGAUGAAACAUUAGGACACGCCCACAGUCAACAACCUCUCAGAAGGGAAGACACGCCCCCAACGAUGGUUAGACACGCCCCCAGCUGUGAUGGGAGACGCCUCCAACAGUGACAGGUUACGCCUCCAACACUGACAUGACACGCCUCAACGGACCUGGGUUCCAGGGUCCUGUUCCGGGGUCCUGUUCUCAGGGUAGUGGUUCCAGGCUGUGUUCCAGGGUCUACCGGGGUCCUGUGUUCCAGGGUCCUGUUCCAGGUCUACCAGGGGUUUUAAAACUAUCUUAUUCAUUGCUCUAAAGCUAAACGGUUUUCUUCAGUGUGACAUUUUUUGGUGUGCGUCCAUUUAUAGAAACAUACAAUGUUACAUGUGGGAAUUAUGUCACGCUUAAUGAGUGUGUGCAGAACCUAGUACACGACCCGUCGGUCUGUACGUCCUGCUCACAAACAUUGUGCCUGGGAUCUACGAGGUGUUAGUUAUGGAUUGAUACGAUGAUUGAUAUUCAAUAUUAAAACACGCGCUGAUGAAUAAAAGUUGUGAGAUUGCAACCUAAUGAUCGCUAGUAUGAACAUCCUUACUGUACCGACAGCGAUAUAUAUCGUUUCUUUCUUCUGACUGUACUUAGUGUACUAGAAUUAUACAUUGCCUUAUAUAAAAGCGUCUGCUAAACGCCCUGAAUGUAAAUGUUAGCAUGCUUUGAGGCCUUUGCCAUCCAUUUAGCUGAGGAUUUGGCUACACCACGGGAUGCAUCUGCAGAC